Messenger RNA from Wyeomyia smithii (pitcher-plant mosquito), 589 nucleotides. RefSeq names its product hypertrehalosaemic prohormone. The coding region runs from base 142 to 381 and encodes 79 amino acids. The record is from RefSeq and is a predicted model, not a curated record. Gene Ontology annotation, cellular component: extracellular region. Lineage: Eukaryota; Metazoa; Arthropoda; Insecta; Diptera; Culicidae. The transcript has 3 exons. Gene Ontology annotation, molecular function: hormone activity.
AAAUUAACUACUCCGCAAUCAAUCAGGAUCAAGCACCAUCAACGGGCUGGCGAUAAAGUGUUUGAGUAACUGCAAGAAACUGCAUUGCAACCAGCAGUAGCCCUCCGGUAACAACCACGGAAGCAACCGGAAACAGUGGAAAUGGAUCUGGUGAAACUGUUCAGUGUGCUGCUAAUCUGCGCCUCUUUGAUCUUUGUCUGUGAAGCGCAGCUCACAUUUACUCCGUCCUGGGGUAAACGAUCCUCGACUCCACUGUCACUAAACAUGCAAAGCUCUUUCGGGGUUCAGGACGGCUGUAAAACGCCUGUUGAUUCACUGAUGGUAAUCUAUCGAAUGAUUCAGACCGAAGCACAGAAAAUCUUAGAAUGCAACCAAAAGUAGGCAGAUAGCGGCUGUCAUCGCACAAUCAACUCGACAGAGGAUUCAGUUCCAACCAGCGGAGAAUGCAUUUUAUUUUUUGCUUUACAUGAUGGACAUCGGAAGUGUGUAUACCAAUAUAUAUCACGUUCCCGAUUCGUUUCCCUAAUGUAUACACUUACCUAUAUAAGAUAUUGCAGAUCACAGAAAAUGGCUUAAGUGAAAAACGGUG